AUACAAAAUCUCCUCUCAACAUAAUUAACAAUUAAAUAAAAAAAAAAAAAAUAUAUAUUUCAUCUCUCCCUUUGAUUCCAUCAAUGGCUUCACAAAAGCUAGAUUCAAUCAUGUUAAUGUUAACCAUUGUAACAACCAUGACUUUGAUGAAUGUUAUGAUUGUAAGAGCAAAAACAUGGUGUGUAGUUAGGAGCAGUGCUAGUGGCCCACCACUACAAAAUGCAUUAAAUUAUGCAUGUGGAAAUGGAGCUGAUUGUGGUCCUAUUCAACCUGGUGGAAGUUGUUAUUACCCAAAUACCCUUCAAAAUCAUGCUUCUUAUGCUUUCGACAGUUAUUAUCAGUCCAAGAAUCAAGCCCCUGGUUCUUGUUAUUUUGGUGGCCUUGCAAGUAUUGCUGUGACCGAUCCAAGCUUUGGACGAUGUCAAUACCCAUAUUCUCGAAGGAACAAAUCUUCUGACAUGAAUGAAAGAUCGAUUGAUUACAAUCCAUAAAAAAUAUGAGUCAAUGUAUAUAUUUUGGCUAUGUAAUGUUUAUAUUAUUAUAAGAAUUAUUAAAUAAUAACUAGUCAUGAGUUAUUAAUAUCUUA
Cicer arietinum (chickpea) is the source of this 586-nucleotide messenger RNA. Its product is annotated as PLASMODESMATA CALLOSE-BINDING PROTEIN 2-like. Lineage: Eukaryota; Viridiplantae; Streptophyta; Magnoliopsida; Fabales; Fabaceae. The record is from RefSeq and is a predicted model, not a curated record.